AUGGCAAGGUACAUUGAUGAUGAACAAGAAGAUGAUGAGGACGUUUGCAGAAUCUGCAGAACUCCAGGGGAUGCAGACAAUCCACUUCAAUAUCCAUGCGCCUGCAGGGGAAGCAUCAAGUUUGUGCACCAAGAUUGCCUCCUUCAAUGGCUUAGCUACUCCAAAGCUCAUCGAUGCGAGGUUUGCAAGCAUCAUUUUUCAUUCUCACCGCUUUAUGAUGAAAAGGCUCCCACGAGGCUCCCUUUGAAGGAGUUUGUUGUUGGCAUUGCGAUGAAAGUUUGGCGUUGCCGUGUUUCGCACGCCUCACUGCGGUUGAGUUUAAUGCUUUUGGCCUGUCUUCUCACUGUUUCUUUCAUCACGUUUUGGACAUGGAGAUUGGCUUUCGUCCAGAGUUUUGUUGAAGCUCGGAGGCUGUUCUUAAGUCACAUGUCCACCUUACUUGUCCUAACAGAUUGUUUGCUUGGUUUCUUAGUAUCUGCAACUAUCAUCUUCAUUCUCCUUAAAGCUGCUUCACUGAGGAACUUCUUUAGGCAUUUGGGAAGAAACUUUCUAUUUAACGAGCUGGUUCGAAUACAGAGUCCUCUGUUUCACUUGGCUAUGAUUGUCUUUGUUAUUGUGGCAUGCAAUAUGAUAUUUGUUGGUGUUGUCAUCUUUGUGCCCUUCACACUAGGACGGGUUAUAUUGCAUCAUGUUGCUGCUGCUGAUCUCUUGAAAGGUUUUGUUGCUGUACCAUCAAAGCUAUAUGAUGAUGUUACAACUCUAACUGUUGCAAACAUGUUUGCAGUCUUCCUUUACCUUGGAAUCAUUGUGCUGAUUCGAUAUUUCAAGGGCCAGCAGCCAUUGAACUUUGAUAGACUCUAUGGUGUUGCUGCUGCUUCAAUAAUAGAAACUAUACCACCUCUCCUUAGGCAGUUGUUGGUAGGAAUCAAAGUAGGAACCAUGGUUGCCUAUUAUUUUGGGGUCUUCCCCUUGAUGUGUGGGUGGUGGCUAGAUGUUUGCACAGUUAGUAUGUUUGGUGAAACUAUGUCCAACAGAGUAGAGUUUUUAUCAGUUUCCCCGCUUGCACGCUCACUUGUUCAUUGGGCUGUUGGAGUGUUGUACUUGUCAAAAAUAUGCAUAUGCGAGGACCUUCUUCUAAAGGUUCUUCGCCGUGAAGCUUUGUUUUUCCUUUAUGAUCCCAAAGAUGAUGAUGAUGUUGAGUCGUUCCAGUUCAUGAUCGAAGAACCAGUACACAAACUUGCUCGGGAUGUUUUGUUAGAUGCUGCAAAGUAUGGGAGUUUGAUUGUCUUGCUGGUGUUUUUACCAGUCAAGCUUGCGAUCAUGAUGGCUCCUUCGGUCUUCCCUCUUGACAUAUCUGUAUCCGACCCAUUCACUGAGAUUCCUGUCGGCAUUCUCCUGUUUACAAUAUGCACACAGUUUAUCAUCGAGCAUUUUGGACUCUGGACCACGGUUAAGUCCCUUGUACGCUGCUGGUUCACCAGCGUCUGUUGGGCGCUUGGUUUGACAGACUUACUCUUGCCAAGACCAGAGGACAAGGUCGGUCAGGACAAUGGAGAUGGUGAACCAGGAAGGCAGAACAGAGGACCUGAAAGGGCCAUGGAUGUGCUUCCAGCAACUGUUGACCCAAACAGAAGCCUCGUCCUCGCUGGGAAUGUAGAAAAAUCUCAUUCAGAGUACAUCUUUGUGCUCCGUGUAGUCCUUCUUCUACUUGCUGCAUGGGUUACUCCUCUUCUCUUCAAUACGGCAUUGAUAGUUGUACCAGUUUCUCUAGGACGUGCUCUAUUUAAUGCCAUCCCAACUUUCCCUAUAACGCAUGGCAUCAAGUGCAAUGACCUAUAUGGUUUUGUCAUUGGCACAUAUGCCUUUUGGAUUAUCAUAUCUGGGACCAUGUAUGCUACCGAGCAUUUGAAGUCAGAAAGGACUUCAGUCUUGCUCAACCAAAUAUGGAGAUGGUGUGGGAUUGUCUUCAAGAGCUCGGUCCUGUUAGCCAUAUGGAUUUUUAUCAUUCCAGUGCUGAUAGCACUUGUGCUUGAGCUAUUGGUGAUUGUCCCAAUGAGAGUCCCAGUAGAUGAAACUCCUGUCUUCCUCCUGUAUCAAGACUGGGCUCUUGGCUUCAUCUUUUUGAAAAUCUGGACAACAUUGAUAAUAUUGCUGGAUGAUAGUUGGAAAGCAAAGUUUGAGAGAGUAGAAGAAGAUGGAUUCUCAAGGCUUCAAGGGUUAUGGGUGCUUAAAGAGAUUGUAUCUCCUAUCCUGAUGAAACUUCUGACAGCAUUAUGUGUGCCUUAUGUCCUGGCGAAGGGAGUGUUCCCCAUGCUCGGAUGUCCACUGGUUGUGAACUCCGCCGUCUACAGGUUCGCUUGGAUAGGUUGCCUCUCUGCGAGUUUCUUCUUUUCUUGUGCAAAGAGAUGUCAUGUCUGGUUCAUAAACCUUCAUAACUCUAUCCGUGAUGACCAUUAUCUCGUUGGUCGGAGACUCCUUAACUUUGAGGAAGUUGCUUUGGCUAAACGAAAAAGCAGUGCCAGUGAGGAUGAUGGUGAGGGAGAUGGUGAUACUUGA
Molecule: messenger RNA, 2556 nt
Organism: Brassica oleracea var. oleracea
Lineage: Eukaryota; Viridiplantae; Streptophyta; Magnoliopsida; Brassicales; Brassicaceae
Product: probable E3 ubiquitin ligase SUD1
Exons: 9
Coding region: 1-2556 (851 amino acids)
Cellular component (GO): endoplasmic reticulum membrane
Molecular function (GO): zinc ion binding
Source: RefSeq, a predicted model, not a curated record